Cryptomeria japonica (Japanese cedar) is the source of this 3936-nucleotide messenger RNA. RefSeq names its product disease resistance protein Roq1-like. Gene Ontology annotation, molecular function: ADP binding. The record is from RefSeq and is a predicted model, not a curated record. The coding region runs from base 505 to 3936 and encodes 1143 amino acids. Gene Ontology annotation, biological process: defense response; signal transduction. The transcript has 8 exons. NCBI's taxonomy places the organism in Eukaryota, Viridiplantae, Streptophyta, Pinopsida, Cupressales, Cupressaceae.
AGGUGCUAGAUAGAUCAUACGCGCUGUGACGUCGUAUAGGUUUGUUUAUUUUAUCCACCACAGAUUUUAUGAAGGGGACAUGAGAAAGGCAGGCGGAGCGCGGGAAUUCCAGUUCACACAAAUUUUGCAUUCAGACCAGUUAUAUUUGGCUAUUGCCUAGAAACAUGUCUGCACUAUCACGGAAGUUUCCUUCUUUCUUGACCAAUUCCCUAAGUUUAGCUGGGACCAUGCGGACGAAUAGACCGCUUUCCCCAGAAACCCCUGGUUGGUUCUCAAGAAAUCGGCUAUCUGUAGCACCAAAAGUGAAGAUUUCAUAUAGUUGGCUUAGCGAUAAGAUGGCAUCUGGACUUUUCAACAGCGCCAAUAUCACCAGCAAUGAUGAUGAAUGGGGUUUCAUCAGCAAAAUGAAGGCAUCGGCAAUUAAACCUCUGUUUGUUCCGAAGAAAUUGGCUUUACUUAGCUCUAAAGGAUGGCAUCGGGACUCUCCAAAGGGGAACGCAGAAAAUGAUUCGGCAAAAAGAAAUGAGGAAUAUACGUCCCAAUGGAUCAGACCGAGACCAAUCCAAGAAAUUAAGCAUCGGGGAAUAUUCUCAAGCUCGUUCGACUGCGGAGCCUAGAAGUUCACGCGCAAACAAGUCCUCUCAACCCAACAAAUCGACCGGCAGUGAUCAUGGACAGAAGUUUGAUGCAUUUCUCAGUCAUAGCGGUAAGCAGAAAAAUUUUGUUAGGCAGCUACACAGAGACCUCACGAAACGAGGCGUGUUCUGCUUCUUUGAUGAAGAUCAUGAAAGUUUGCCAGUGGGGGAACCUUUUCCCCCUCGUAUUCUUGCCGCCGCUAAAUCAUGCAAACUAGCAGUCUUGCUUCUUUCUAAGGAAUUCUUGGAAACAAAGUGGCCAAUGCUGGAACUCUCUACUGUCGUGAAAGCUAGAGAUAAAUAUCCCAAUAUCAAAAUUUUACCCUUGUUCUUUAAGAUUGCACCGGAGGCUCUUAAGCAAAUCAAGGCAGACAAUGAAAAGUGGAGAGAAUUUGAGGAAUCCAAGGAAGAGCGGGCCGAAUGGCACCGAGCUUUAAGAGUAAUACGAGGAAUUAAUGGAUUGAAAUUUACUGAAGGUGACAAUGAGGUGAAGUUUAGAGAUGAAAUAGUGAAAAAAGUGUGGCACAUACUUUCAACAGAUUUCCCAAGGUAUCAUGUCCCUUGCAUGCAAGGAGAACUACGAAUGUGUCAGGAGCUCUCAAAUUUCUUCAACGAGGUUCAGCCCAACAAAAAUGGAAUCCGUAUUGUAGGAUUGUAUGGAAUAGCAGGCUACGGGAAAACUACACUUGGGAAGGCCUUUUGCAACUUUAAGUUGGAAGAGUUUGAAGGUAAAGUGUGCCAUGUGGAAUUUUCUAGAGGCGAUUCAUUAAAAAAAAAGGAAGACGCCCUGCAGCAUCUCACUCACUGUCCUCAACCGUAUCUCGAUACAUUGACAAGCCAAGAUCAGGCACAAAUUGAGUUGUAUAGAAGAGUGAAGGGCCAAAGGGUUUUGUUGGUUCUCGACAACAUCACAGACGACAGCAUAGACGAAGUGAGAGACUAUCUUCGGGCGGACUUGGGGGAAAACAGCUACAUCCUUUUGAGUGCUCGAAGUGUAGAUGUACUAGUAAAACAAUUCAGUAUAGAUUCGCAGUCAUGUAUGCGCGUCCCAAGGCUUGAAGAGGAAGAGGCCAUAGCCAUCUUGUUGGAAAAGGCAUUUCCAGGAGAGCCAACGUUAGAGGCAGAGGAAAGAAGUUUUGGUUUGAAGUGUGCAAAAAGAUGUUUGUUCAAAGAGACCUGUUGUGACAUUGUUCCGAGAGCUCGAACAUAUCAUCCGUUGGCCUUAAAAGCUUUUGGUGGCUACCUCUUUAGUAAAUACGGUUUUGACUUAUCAAAAUGGGCUGCUGAGAUGGAUGGCAUGGUAGACAGAGCGCUUGAUGGUUUGGAUGAAGUGUUCGCUGUGCUGGGGAAAGCUUUUGAUGACAUGCCUGCCAAAUACCGCACCAUAUUCAUGCUUCUCACCGUCUAUAUGCUGCCCAAUAUGUCUUCCCACAAAGUUAGCAGGUGGCUGGCAAUAAAUUGCAACGAAGAGAUCUCGUUUAUUGAAAAAGCAGUCGAGGAUCUACGUAAGAAGGCUUUUAUUGAAGAAUAUAAACCUGAAGUUCGCAUACACGACCUAUAUAUAGAGUUCGCUCAAAGCAAAGCAAAUGAAAUGGGGAGAUGGCUGUGGUGGAAGAAGGAAGAUGACCAAUGUAGUACACGUGGAUUAAUUGCAGAAGAUAAUACAGGGUUUGAAUUAGCUAAGUUGGAGGAGUGCAUGUAUCGAAAGAUAGCCCCGAGGUACCUUGGAAAUCUAUUUGUGCUUCAGCUUGUAGAUGUGCAGAAUGUGAGCAAGCUUGACUUGGGUCCGAUGGACAGGCUCAGAAGUAUCACAUUACGCGAUUGCAAAUUUCUGGUAGCACUUGAUGGGAUGGAAAAGUUGGUAGACCUGGCGUGGCUAGAGAUAAGAGGGGUAAAUCCAAUGUUUGAACUUCCCGAGGUAAGCAGCUUCGAAGGGUUACAACAUCUUGAGAUAGAUAUUGCAGGCAGCCAGGUACUUGAUCAGCUGGGAGAUCUUACCCGUUGUUUUCGUCUGAGAGAGAUUAAUGUUCUCUGUCCAUCUCUCUCCAAGUUCCCAAGGUUAAAAGGUAUGAAGCAUUUGGAGAAAGUGGAAUUCAGUUUGUGUGAUAAAGUGAAGGGCCCCCUCGACUGUAGAGAUUGUGUAAAGCUUCAAACUAUUGUCCUCAACCUUUGCUGCCAGAUGGCUGCUUCACCGCUUCUUACUGGAUGCAGGAAACUAUCCAAGCUCGUUUUGUCGGAAUGUGAUGCACUGACGGCUUGUCCAGAGGUAGAUGUGCCAAGUGCUUUAAAGACACUAGAUUUGUUCAUUUCAUCAAAAGCUGCUUCGGCACCUAAAAAUUUGGAGUCGUUUUGGGAACUGGAAAAUCUUCAAUUGUGGAAUAUGGGAGAACUAGUAGAGCUUCCGAGCUUCAAAAGAUUAUCAAAUUUGACUGUGCUCAAACUUGGCAAGUGUAAUAUGAGGGAGCCACCGGAUCUUACAGGUUGUGACAAGUUGGAGGAUGUUUACUUUUUCACACUUACAAAUUUAGAGAGGUUUCCCAACUUCUCAUCACUAAUGGAGUUGAAGAAAUUAAGUUUAUGUAAUUGCAUUAGUGUUCAAGAUCCUCCCGAUAUCGAGAGAUGCCAUCAACUACAGGUGUUUCAUCUGCUAUACAACGAUAAUAUGAAAGGACUUCCAAGGAUGGAUAAGUGUGCACAAUUAGAGGAAAUCAAAGUGAGUUGGCAUUGUCAGGGUGAGGUCACUUAUGAGGGAAUUGAUCCCGACAAUUGUCGAGUCGAGGAGGAUCUUGAAUAUUGUCUUGAAUACUGGAAAGACGAGAAGUUCGGGAACAUAAGUGCUGUAAGCCUGCCAGAAGCAUUGAAACAGUGGAAGUGGCUGAAGGGCAAGACAAAACUGGCGAAACGGUAUUUCCGUGGAGUGAAGCUGUAUUAUUCUCUCACAGCUCCCUAUGAAUCCUAUAAAAGCUCGAAGUGUUACAGCCAAAGUUCAAUUGCUCCCAUUCUGGUAGACUGGGAAAGCUCGGUGCUUUACAGCCAAAGGUCUCUUACUCUCAGAUUGGUAAACUGCAAAGUGAUCGCUUUCCCCGACCCGACGAUGGGUAGAGCUUGGCAAGAUUAUGGUUGGUUGAAUAGAGUGCUAAAGUAUUUCUAUGGAAGGGAGGAUAUUGCGCGUGCAAGUGCCGCUUCGGUUUCCUCAAACAUUGUGGAAGACAUCUCUCUCCUACUUCCACUCUCACCAAGAUAUGGUGUCCCUCCCAUGCAAGGAGAGGCGCGCGUGUGCCAGGUUAAACAGCCUUGCUAA